Molecule: messenger RNA, 4004 nt
Organism: Marchantia polymorpha subsp. ruderalis
Lineage: Eukaryota; Viridiplantae; Streptophyta; Marchantiopsida; Marchantiales; Marchantiaceae
Source: the annotation of a GenBank genome assembly
CAGAACGGUACUGAACACUGACAUGGCCCUUGCCUGGUCAGUGAGGACUGGCCAGCCAGCGAGCCAGCGAGCCAGCCACGGCGAGCCAUAGCUGGUCGAUCCAUCGAAGAAGGCACGUCAUCUCGGGCAGAAGAGGGAGAGAAAAUUGAGCAGGAAGCAAAGAAUCAGCAUCCCACAGAAUCCACGCCUGACAACGAAGUGCGUACUUGAUUAAGCAGCUUUUAUCUCGCGGAGCUCGCUCGCCUCGCCUCCUCAGGACAUGCGCCCGAGAAAGUCUGCGACUCGAACUCCGCCCGACGACGCUGGACCGAAUGGCGACCUCCGAGGAACUGGUGCAACGCGCCGACGAGGCAUGAAACUGAGCGAUGCUCGGAGAGGGAGAGAGAGAGAGGGUGAAAGUCCCGAAGAAGUCGACCGCCAACUUGAUCGCCGAGGCAGCGAGAUUGCUUGCUUGCUUGCUGUCGGUAGAUUCGUGUAGAGGUCAUUUGGGGGGCGAGAGUGCGCUGAUUUGGGACGUGUGGAGUGAGCAUCAAGGCAGCGGGGGUUCCGGUUCGGCAGCUGAAGCCUGUGAGUGAUGGUGCAGCUGUAGUGGGGAGGGGCAGUGCGGAUGCCUCGGGGUUCAGAGCUAGAAUUCUGAGACGGGGACCAUAGCCUCGGGGUGGUGGUAGGUGGGAAUUGCGGCGGUCAAAGACGACGGACGAGGUGUGGUGGAGCGAAUGAUGAGCUGCGAGCAAGCUCGACAAUGAUGGGCAGUUAUCAGGUCCGAGAAUAGUCCAGCUCUUUCGAAUGUUGCGACGUCCGGGGAAAGCACCGCAUGCAAUUGCACAUGCGUUCUUCCGUCGUGGAAGGAAUAAUCUCCUCUCGUAGAGCAGAGUAGAGAGCAGCAGUUGUUGCAAAGGGGAGGUCGAAGAUGGAAAUCGUCGACAGAAAGUCGUAAAGUUGUUCGUCUUUCCGCAGAGCAGCAGCAGAAGAAGAAGUCAGCCCUGCUGCUGCUGCUACUCGACACUGAGCUGGAUGCACGCAGGACCGACCGAGGUCCCACCAACGAGCUGCUCUCCCUCCCUCCUCGUCCGACACCAAUCCUCUGCCCUGCUGCACCCGCCAACUCCAGUCGUCUCCGUCCCGAUCGGAAGAGAAACUAAAAUCGCGCAUCUCUCUCUUCUCGAUUCUCAUUUCUGGAUUCUACUUCCGCGACCGCUUUCUGAUUUGGAGCCAUACUCUGCUCUCGCGAUUCGAUUGAUCCUCUGCUUUUAUUUGGGGAAGAGCUGGACCGGACUUGUCCUGCUGUCAAGCUGGCUGCGCUAGUCACUGCAGAUUUUACUGGGCGCAGUAGAAUCCUUGGCCACCGACAAAACUGCUUACGUCCGCCUUUCGCUCGUCCCUGCGGGCGACCUUCAAGCCAAAACUAUCUCGCUCGGCGUUUGCGUGUUUGAAUUCCGAGCCGUUCUCGUCGGCCUGUCGUCGCUCGUCCCGUGGACGGGAACGGACUCGUCUGACGCUGACGCUGAAGCUGGAGCUGGAGCAGGAGCUGGAGCAGGAACAGGAGCAGCAGCAGCAGCAGCAGCCCGCAACCGAGAGCUUCUGCUGGGAUGCGCUCUGUCAAGAUCACGUGCAAUCUAUGAGAUCGCCGAGAAGACGACGAGCCGUCCGAGUCGAGGAGUAAUGAGCACCACGGCCUCGAGUUUCCGCAAGUCGGAGGAGCUCCGCAUCGUUCACUGCGCAUGCUGCGGGCGAAGCUCUGAACCCUCUGUCCGCGGGCGGCGGACAUCACGAUCCUGAAGCGAGCGAUCGGGUGCUCGUCUGAGCAUGCCACUGCUGCUCCGGCCGUUCCGAUGAGUUUGAAUCCAGCUGCUGUCAAGUGGUUGGGCUUCUACAAGAGGAUCUUGCCUUGACUCCGCGGCCGAGUCCCAGAUCGAAACUAGUAAAGCUCAGAAUGGAGCAGGUGCAGCUCGUAGGCUCCAUACAGCGGAACAAGUCGGCCAUGUAUAACGGAGGAAGUCACGGCGCAGCGAGCUACAAGACUGGGCCGAAAAUGGUCUGGAGAUGGGUGCUCGUGUGCAUGGCUUUGGGAUCUGCUGCCGCGGUGGCGAUUUGCGGCCUCCUGGCAGGAUAUGGAGACUUCGUGAUCCGACAACAACAUCCGGCGCUGUUCCAAGCAGCUCCGUUCGUCGUUCCCGACGAACAAUUUGUCAGCAGCAGCAGCAGCAUUGCGCAACAUCGACAGCAGCAGCAUUGUCAAGGCAAGCGCCUGUACAUAUACAACCUCCCUCGCCUCUUCAACCUCGACAUUCUCGAUCGCUACUGCCAGAACAAAACUGACUACCCGGAGAUGUGCGCGAAAUUCGUCAACUCCGGCAUGGGAUUCAAGCUGGAGCGUGUCAUGGAGCCUCUGGAAGCCUGGUACAGAACCGAUCAAUUCUCGCUGGAUCUGCUGUUCCACGACAGGCUGAAGAAGUACCCCUGUCUCACGCAGGACCCGGAGACAGCCGAUCUCUUCUACGCUCCAUACUACGCUGGCCUCGACGUGACCGAGUUCCUCUUUGCUACCGAGAUCCAAUUGCGAGACAAGCUCACUCAGCGGUUCCUGGGCUGGAUGAUGGCCCAACCAUCUUUCGUCCGCCUGCAGGGCCACAAGCACCUCCUGCUCCUGGGGAGAAUCGUCUGGGACUUCCACAGAACCGAAGUUCUGAGCAACUGGGGAAACUCGCUGCUGAAGAACGGGGACGUCGAGAAUAUGACGGCUCUGAUUCUCGAGAGGGACCCCGAGGCGUCCGAGUCUCACCAGAUGGCCGUGCCAUACCCGACCUCCUUUCAUCCCAAGACGGAUGCUGAGCUCAAGCUCUGGCAAGAGAAGGUUGCCAGCUCCAACAGAGAUCUGUCGUUGGUCUCGUUCGCCGGGUCUCCUCGCAGAAACAAGAGCAAGGGCCAUGUCAUGUACGCCUAUCUGAGAGACAACCUUUUCGAGCAGUGUGACAAGUCCAACCUCUGCACCCCUCUCCUCUGCGACGAGAUCGACUGUCAAGCCAACCCGCACCUCGUCACCAACCUGCUCCUACGCUCGACCUUCUGCCUGCAACCUCCGGGCGACUCUCCCACCAGAAAGGGCGUGUUCGAUUGCUUGGUGGCGGGCACCAUCCCCGUCUUCUUCACGGUCCACUCUGCCUACAACCAGUACCUCUGGCAUCUGCCGAAAGAUGGCGACUCCUACUCCGUACUCUACGACGAGGACGAGGUCCGGGACAAGGGAUUUGAUGUCAUGGCUGCUCUGCAGCAGAUUCCUGCGUCUAAGAUCAAAAGCAUGCAGGAAACCAUUUUGCAUAAGAUUAUCCCCGUGAUCCUGUACGACCAUAUUGACCGGGAUCCGAAUAAGAAGACGAAAGAUGCAAUUGACGUGAUUCUGGAUCACCUUCUGGUCGAGGGUUUUCAGACUUACCCCGACGAAGCUAAAUUAUCUGCUUCUCUCACGUGAGUCAAGCUUGCUCACAUGCUGAUCAGUUCUACACUCUGAGCUGCCCCACACACACACACACUCUCUAUCUCUCUCUCACUGGAAACUCGACGAUGUCUGUCAACCUUCUAGGCAACUGCAUGAAGUAGAUACGAUAGCGUAGAAAGGAUGACGAGGAGGAGUGAUGUCGGUCGAACCCAACCCACGAGAGCAAAGCUGACUUGAUUUUGCUGGCAACUUGGCACACUGUUCCCUCGCGUACAGCUGUGACCUGCUGUGUGCUGUACUCGCAACAGUGCUGUCAUAGCUUACCAGGGCCUCUGUCUAGGUCAUGAUUACAUCGUUAGGUAGAACUAGAACUACGACAUGUAUUAUCUGUACAGGCCAUGUGCAUGAGGAAAUAGAACGUACCUGGGUUUGUGAUCUCCGCACUCGGCGACAGCCUCAGGGUUUGUCUACACGUCUUUUGCGUGAACCUUGAAUAUAUCAGGAUGGAGACCGCAGCCUACACUCGACAUUUGAGAACUGGUCGUGUCGCAAUUUUCUGUGAUUAGUG